Messenger RNA from Rotaria socialis, 738 nucleotides. NCBI's taxonomy places the organism in Eukaryota, Metazoa, Rotifera, Eurotatoria, Philodinida, Philodinidae. The record is from the annotation of a GenBank genome assembly.
AUGAGUCUUCUUUCGCCAUUCCGCGGCGAUCCUUUUUUUUCUGGAGUCGAUCUUCCACAAACAUUCGAGCAGCGAUCAAGAUCUGACAGGCAUGAUCGUCAACUAACACAAUAUCAACAAAAUAAUAAUGAUCGAGAACUAGAUAUAUUUGGUAAUCCAUUUGGAUUUAUGGAUACUAUGAUGGGUAAUAUGAAUCAAAUGAUGAGACAUAUGGAAUCGAGAAUUAAUAGUAAUGAUUUCCAACCUAAUGGCCAAGGUGUUUCAUUUAGUUCAUCAACUGUGAUGAGUAUGGAUAAUAGAAAUGGGACACAACCAAGAAUUAUUCAAGCAACAUCAGAAAAAUUGCAAGGACCUGAAGGUUUCUCACGAACACGUAAAGCUGUUCAGGAUACGGGUCGAAACUUAGAAAAAAUGGAGAUAGCCCAUCGACUUGGUCAACGUGGUCAUAGAAUAACCAAAGAACGUGAUCCAUCGAGUGGAAAACUAUUAGAAAAUCGUGAUUUUGAAUAUAUCGAAGAUGAAAAUCAGUUUGAACGUGAAUGGUUUAAUCGAGCAGGACAACUCGGUUUGAAAAACUUAAACGGACACGGAUUUGACUCACAAGCAAAUAAUUUAUUAAUGGCACCACCAUCAUUUGGACGACUUCGAUCUCAAUCUCAAGAACCAAGACAUAUGGCUAUCGAACACGAACGAUCAAAUAACUAUGAUUCACGUUCGAAACAACAUCGAAAUAAAUGA